UGGUCUCCUACUCUCCUAGUCCUAGGUGAGAGUGAGUCCGCCGCUUAUCCGCACGUCCACCUCUCGUCUUCCUCCCCCCUUCCACUCCCCAGAAGCAGAGCAACAGAGCCAGCGGGCCAGCCAAGGGGAUGGGUGCCACCGCCUCAUCAUCAUCUUCUUCUUCUUCCCUGAGCUGAGCUGAGCUGAGCUGAGCUGAGACCCCCUUUGCUCGCUCGCUCGGCAGCCAACUCUUGCUUGCCGGCCGGCCGGCCGGAGUCGAUUCAUCUUGCUGCCAUGGCUAUGGGGGCUGUGCUCUCUUCCAACAGAGCGUUCGCCUCUCCCCUCUCCUCAGCAGGAGGAAAACAGCAGCAUACAUCGCCACACUGCAGGUGGCCGGUGUGCUCCCUGGUCCCUGGAGAUAGAAAUGGCAGGCAAACGCCAGCAUCCGUUCAGCAGCCUCUGACGAGGUUCUGCCCCAAGCGUAGAUUACUCUCCUCAAGGGUCGAGUGCUUCCUGUACUCUUCAGACCCGGCGGUGACGAGCGGCUGGCACAAGCCCAAGAGGCGGGAGAACCUCACCGCCGGCUUAGACACUGCCUCCAGCUGCGUGGUACCAACCAGGAACUGCAAGGCCAAGUUCGAGAUGACCGGGUCACAGUCUGACGUCCCCGUCGAGGCCGAGGCGGUCCUGCCCGGACAAGACGCGCCCUGGUUCCCCAAGCGAUGGACGAUCGUCGUCCUCUGCUUCUUCUCCUUCCUACUCUGCAACAUGGAUCGGGUCAAUAUGAGCAUCGCCAUCCUUCCCAUGUCAGCAGAAUAUGGUUGGAGUCCAGCAACUGUUGGCCUCAUCCAGUCGUCUUUCUUUUGGGGCUACCUUCUCACUCAGAUCCUUGGAGGCAUCUGGGCUGACAGGUUUGGCGGCAAGGUGGUACUGGGAUUCGGGGUCGUCUGGUGGUCAAUCGCAACUAUGCUUACGCCCGUCGCUGCCAAGCUCGGCCUUCCAUUCCUACUCAUCGUGCGCGCUUUCAUGGGGAUCGGCGAGGGAGUUGCCAUGCCGGCAAUGAACAACAUUCUUUCCAAAUGGAUCCCGGUUUCAGAGAGGAGCAGAUCUCUUUCGUUGGUAUACAGUGGCAUGUACCUUGGUUCCGUUACCGGCCUGGCCUUUUCGCCUUUCUUGAUAAGCAAAUUCGGCUGGCCUUCUGUGUUCUAUGCAUUUGGGUCCCUGGGAAGCAUCUGGUUUGCACUGUGGCAGCGCAAGGCACGCAGCUCUCCGAGUGAAGAUCCGGAUAUAAGUGAAGAUGAAAAGAGACACAUCCUAGGUGGUAAUGCCACAAAGGAGCCUGUUAGCUCCAUACCAUGGAGGUUAAUCCUAUCCAAGCCUCCAGUAUGGGCUCUCAUAAUAUCCCAUUUCUGCCAUAACUGGGGAACAUUUAUUCUCCUAACAUGGAUGCCCACGUACUACAAUCAGGUUCUCAAGUUCAAUCUUACCGAGUCUGGGCUUCUGUGUGUCUUGCCAUGGCUGACCAUGGCCGUGUUUGCAAAUAUUGGUGGCUGGAUAGCCGACACUCUUGUUGCCAAGGGGGUUUCCAUAACAAACGUCCGUAAGAUCAUGCAAUCUAUCGGUUUUCUUGGACCAGCCUUCUUCUUGACACUGCUGAGCAAAGUCCGAACCCCAGCCAUGGCGGUACUGUGUAUGGCCUGCAGUCAGGGGAGUGAUGCAUUUUCUCAGUCUGGGCUCUACUCGAAUCACCAGGAUAUAGGACCACGUUAUGCGGGGGUACUUCUCGGGCUGUCCAACACUGCCGGUGUGCUUGCAGGAGUUUUUGGUACUGCUGCCACUGGCUACAUUCUCCAGAAAGGUUCUUGGGAUAAUGUGUUUCAGGUGUCUGUUAUACUGUACAUAGUAGGGACAGUGGUGUGGAACGUCUUUUCCACCGGAGAGAGAAUUCUCGAAUAAGCUGUCGGCGCAAAAUAGCUGAUUUUGCUGAUGUAUUUUUGGCGUGCAAGAAGUACAGCUUUCUUUUGGAGUGUGAGAUGCUUGGCAACGAACACUCUAUUUUUAUCAAGACAUAGCUGCAUUUGAUCUUUGGGGUAUGGAAGGAAUGAAGAGCAAACCCGGGGAAAGUCAGGUUGGGUAUUGAGGAUAGUGACUUGGAACCAAAGAAUUAUGUGAUGUUGGAAAGCAGCUGCACCAAACCCUAGCUUAGCACCUCAUUCUAAACAAGUCCAGGCUACUUAUUGUUUCAUCUUUUGCACCAACCACCAGAAAAUUCUGCAUGGUUAUUUGUUUUUCCAGAAUCAAUGAAUUAACCAUGUCUUUCAGCUUGCUUUCA
Messenger RNA from Lolium perenne, 2311 nucleotides. RefSeq names its product probable anion transporter 4, chloroplastic. The record is from RefSeq and is a predicted model, not a curated record. Gene Ontology annotation, biological process: transmembrane transport. NCBI's taxonomy places the organism in Eukaryota, Viridiplantae, Streptophyta, Magnoliopsida, Poales, Poaceae. Gene Ontology annotation, molecular function: transmembrane transporter activity.